Messenger RNA from Equus quagga, 2631 nucleotides. RefSeq names its product iron-sulfur cluster assembly 2 (gene ISCA2). Gene Ontology annotation, molecular function: 4 iron, 4 sulfur cluster binding; 2 iron, 2 sulfur cluster binding; iron ion binding. NCBI's taxonomy places the organism in Eukaryota, Metazoa, Chordata, Mammalia, Perissodactyla, Equidae. The transcript is spliced from 5 exons. Gene Ontology annotation, cellular component: mitochondrion. The record is from RefSeq and is a predicted model, not a curated record. The coding region runs from base 5 to 454 and encodes 149 amino acids. Gene Ontology annotation, biological process: iron-sulfur cluster assembly.
GAAAAUGGCGGCCACCUGGCGGUUAUCCCUAACGGCCGCGGCGCUGAGAGCGGUCGCCCCCUGGCCAAGGGGCAGCAGGCUCCUCGCGGCCUCCCGCGGACCUCAGGCGCUUCGGGAAGCGUCGUCCUCCAGCCCCGAGGCGGACGAAGGGCAGAUCCACCUCACCGAGAGCUGCGUCCAGAGGCUUCUGGAAAUCACCGAAGGGUCAGAAUUCCUCAGGCUGGAGGUGGAGGGAGGUGGAUGUUCCGGAUUCCAAUACAAAUUUUCACUGGAUACAGUUAUCAACCCCGACGACAGGGUAUUUGAACAGGGUGGGGCAAGAGUGGUGGUGGACUCUGAUAGCUUGGCCUUCGUGAAGGGGGCCCAGGUGGACUUCAGCCAAGAACUGAUCCGAAGCUCAUUUCAAGUGUUGAACAAUCCUCAAGCGCAGCAAGGCUGCUCCUACCCUUUCUGACCAGAUGCCUUCUUCCUGGCAGGCCAUAACAGCCAGCAGAUGUUUUCACAAAUUUUGCUCACUGCAAAUUCAUUUAGGAAAACUACACUCUUCCAGUAUCAAUUGGGAGAUUUUUUUGCCUCUCCAUUACUUUCGAGGGGAGGUUAUCAAGGCCCUGUUUGCUGCAGAAUUGGUUUUAUCUAACAUGUGCAAGCUAGUGAGUACCUGGGGCAGCAUGCCCCACCUCUGCUUUAGCAAAACAUGAGCAUGCAAGAACCAAAGGCAAGGGAGCCCUGAAUCUGCUGUAUGUUGUUGGUCAAGGCCAGAUCUUGUGGAAUCACACUCUUCAGCUUUGUGAUUGAUGGUGACUAGUGACAUAUAAACUAUCUGUGGCCCACCCACCCUGAGUUUCUCUGUGUGGGCGUGUUGACUGAUUACAAGGGAUUAGGAGAAAACAGGAUCAUAAGUAAGAGAUUAGGAAGGACUACUAAAGUGGUUGUCCAAGAAGAUAGUCUUCCUUCUCUAGCUUUCUUCUGAGAGUUGAGUUCUAUUUUGGUCUUUUGUUACAAAGCACCCGAGUGCAGGUUGACAUUUGGCAGGAGCAUCCUAUACAGAGAAGUGGGCAGCAUUGGUCGUCAUGGUGUAGCCAUCACUUGAACUCUGGACCUGAGCUGAUGUCAUGCAAUAAGCAGGGCCUGACACUGUCCGCUGCAACAUUAUUAUGGUUUUGCAUGUUCGUCUCAAAGGCAGGCACCUCCUCUGCUUUCCUGGGUAUCUGGCAUUGAUGUUUAUGAUUGCUCUUUUAAAAUCCCUGUUUGCCAUUUCUCCAUAGAAGUGCCCCAGGGCUGCUUAAGGGAAGUUUGCUUUAGAAGUUUUAAAAUAAUUAUUGUCUGGCUUUCAUUGUAAAAUAUAGUCAAAUAUAUAAAGAGAGGGAACAUUUAAGUAGUCUAUGGCCAGCAGCUGUAUUUAAAAAUAUUUUAUUUUUUUGAAUAGGUAAUACACAUGGUACAAAACACAGAGACACAAAAGGGGAUACAGUGAAAAGUCUCCCAAUCCUCUACCCAUCCACCCUGUCACCUUCCCCACAAACCACCAUUGUUUAAGAAUUUACCCCACAGGCAUAAUCCCGUAGAUAUAAUGUGAAAUAACAUAUGCACAAGAAUAUUCAUUAUAGCGUUAUUUAUAAUAGCAAAAGAUAGGAAACCAUGGAAAUGUCCAUUAACAGGGGGACUGAUUAAAUAAGUUAUGAUUUAUCCAUUGGAUGGAAUGGUAUACAGUUAUAAAAUAGAAUGAGACAGCUCUCGAUGUGCCAGUAUGUAUUAAGUGAAAAAAGCAAAGUGCAGAACAGCAUGGAUCAUAUGCUAUUUGUGUUUUUAAUACAAGGAACUAUGUGUAUAUACAUGAAAUGUUUCUGGAAGAGUGGGCAGGAAGGCGAGGGUUGGGAGGAGGGGCAGUGCCAGCAGGGUAUAUGGAGGAAUGGUAAGUUCUCUGCAAUAAGGGUGUAAGGUGGAGUGGCAAGGAUGAGGUUAGCGGAUAUCCAAUUCUCCUUUCUUGAGACAAAUAGCAGCAUAUGUUGCACUUUGUUAUACAACCUCCCUUUGUACCUCAAUCUGUUUUGGCUAUCUUAUCAAGGCAUUUAGAGCCGCUGUUUUUUUCCUUCUUUUUAGGGCUCCAUAGCAAUUAAUUGUUUCUAAUCUUUUGCUAUUACAGAUAACACUAUAAUAAAUAACCUCAUACAUAUGUCAUUUCACACUUAGUGAGAAUAUAUCUGAAGGUUAAAUUCCUAGAAGUGGAAUUACUGAUUCAAAGAGUAAGUGCUUUUGUGAUUUUGAAAGACAUUGUUAUAUUAUCCUCUUCAGAAGUUGUAUCAAUUUAUACUCCUGUCAGCCUAUGUAUGAGUGCCUUUCUCCAGAAGCUUGCCAACUAGGAGCCUUAACAAACUUUUUGAUCUUUGCCAAUCUGACAAUUUUUUAAAAGUGUCUCAGUGUGGUUUUAACUUGCAUUUCUUUUUAUUAUGAAUGAAGUCAGAAUAUUUUCCUGUGUUUAAGAAGUAUAUAUUUUUGUCUGCUGAAAACACCUCAACUUGUAUAGUGACCUAGAGCAAAUUAUUUAAGCUUUGUCAAUUUCUUCAUCUGUAAAUUAGGAAUAAACAUAGUAAGUAGGAUUGUUGGAUGAUUAAAUGAAAUUUGUGUACAGCA